UGCCUUGUCUUUCUUUCUCGCUCGUUUAGGACGCACGCAUGCUUGACGAGCCAGGGUCGAGCUGCAGCCAACGCAUCACACUUUUGCAUUCUUACGUGCGCGGUUUCCCCGCAAGAUUUGUGUGUGUGUGUGUGUGUGUGUGUCCCCUUCGCUCCGAUCUGGACCGACAAGCAAAUAUUUGAGCGUUUUUUUUUUUUUUUUGCUGUUUUUUUUACCCACUGGACUCCUAUCUGGACUCGCUGUCUACCAUGUUCGAAACGGAGGGGCGAAGCAUGUCGCGGCUCUCUCUGACCCGGUCCCCGGUCUCCCCCCUUGCCGCCCAGGGCAUCCCACUGCCGGCGCAGCUCACCAAAGCCAACGCGCCCGUGCACAUCGACGUGGGCGGCCACAUGUACACCAGCAGCCUGGCCACGCUCACCAAGUACCCUGACUCAAGAAUUAGUCGCCUGUUCAACGGCACUGAGCCCAUCGUGCUGGACAGCUUGAAACAGCACUACUUCGUAGAUCGCGACGGUGAGAUAUUCCGCUACAUCCUCAGUUUCCUCAGGACCUGCAAGUUGCUGCUUCCUGAAGACUUUAAGGACUUCCAGCUACUGUACGAGGAGGCGCGCUACUACCAGCUGACGCCCAUGAUCAAGGAGCUGGAGCGCUGGAAGCAGGACCGCGAGCAGCGGCGCAUGGCGCAGCCUUGCGACUGCCUUGUGGUGCGCGUCACGCCCGACUUGGGUGAGCGAAUCGCCCUGAGCGGCGAGAAGGUCCUCAUUGAAGAGAUCUUCCCUGAGACGGGAGACGUCAUGUGCAACUCGGUCAACGCCGGUUGGAACCAGGACCCAACCCACGUCAUCCGUUUCCCCCUCAACGGCUACUGCAGGCUCAACUCCGUCCAGGGAAGAAGAGCGGAACGAGCGGGACAAAGCACGUGUGGACUGCGGCCAUGUUUCCUGCGAAAAAAAACCCAGAGAAAACGAACCCAGCAAAGGGCUGGAGGAGAAAAGGGGGGUUGGUUGGUUGGUGCAGCGGAGGAAUAAUAUGCAUAAUUUACUUUUUACUCCUUUUUAAGACAGAACUCCUUUUAUAAAAAUAAAAAAAGGCUUCAAUAUAACAACGCCCAAGGCCAUUGAAAUACACGUAUUGCAUUUUUUAAUACCAUACUUACAAUUUCUCAAACAGCCUCAACCGGUUUAUACUUCUUUUAUAGAUUUUUAAAUGGCUUGCAAUAUAAUUAAUUGGCGGCAUCAACUAACACAACAUUUCCCCACUCUGUUUACCAGCCAGCGUGAUUAUGGGACGAAGGCAGCGCGUCGGAAUAAGACACUUUGAAAGGCACUUGUGCUUUCUAGAUGAGGCGAGCGAGGAUAAAAAUCCAGCUAGCGCCACCAAAUGCUGAUAAACCCAUUUUAUAGAAGUUGUAUCAUAGUUAAGUCUCUCAUUACCUGCACCAGGGCGAUAGCUAAGGGUUUGCCUCUUUGUUUAUUUUUUCAGUUUAUUGGUGUUUAACGACCUUCUACAAUCUUACACAUUGUCACUGUCCCACAAAAAGCAAGUAUCUAUAAUAUAACAGAAAAACAACACGUUAUAACAAUAUAUUUUCUCCCCGUGCCUGCGUGGGUUUUCUCCGGGCACUCCGGUUUCCUCCCACAUCCCAAAAACAUGCAUGGUAGGUUAAUUGACAACUCUAAAUUGCCCGUAGUAGAGAAUGUGAGUGCAAAUGGUUGUUUGUUUAUAUAUGCACCGCGAUUGGCUGGCAACCAGUUCAGGGUGGACCCCGCCUCCUGCCCGAUGAUAGCUGGGAUAGGCUCCAGCACGCCCACGACCCUAGUGAGGAGAAACGGCUCAGAAAAUGGAUGGAUGGAUGUUUAUUACUAAAAAAAAUUAUAAUAAUAAUUUGUAUUUAAUUAUUUAGAUUAUUUCAAACUAUUUGGAGAUGUUUUUUUAAGUUUAAAUGCAUUUACAUUCUCAUUAUUUGUAUUCAUAUAUUUGUGUUUGGACUGACAGUUUUAUACAAUUUAGAUUUAAUUUUUUUUUACAUGUAUGAGUUUACUUGUUUUUCCAUGUACAAUUAUAGAUAUUUUAACAAUUAUUAAAUAUCUAUUAGUUAGGUGCUCUCAUUAAAUUUUGAUUGCAGUCCACAGAGCAAUAUCCAUCCAUCCAUUUUCAACACCGCUUAUCCUGGUUAAGGUCACGGGACGCUGGAGCCUAUCCCAGCUGACUUCGGGCGAAAGGCGGACUACACCCUGAACUGGUCGCCAGUCAGUCGCAGGGCACAUAUAGACACGGACAACCAUUCGCACUCACAUUCACACCGUCACUGAGUGGGAACUGAACCCACGCUGCCUGCAUCAAAGUCAGGCGAGUGUACCACUACACCAUCAGUGACUUCAGAGCAAUAUCGUCAAUGUUUUUUCAAGUAUUGAAAAAAAAAUCCCUAUCCUUUAUAAUGGGUGACAUGCGAGAAAAUAGUGAAACUUGCGUUGUGAACUCCCGAUUAACAUUUAUGUCAAAGUGAAUUUCAUGCAAAUCUGUUCCAAAUUUGCCAGUCUCAAAACUAAAAGAAAGAAAAAAUUAGAAUUAAAAAGUAAAUAUUUUGUUAUUACAUUUGUAAUUACAUUCAGUAGUUUUUCCUGAUUGCCCCACAGAACGCACACAAUUCCUCUGCCUUCUUGUGAGGCAUUCAGGUUCCAUUUUAUUAUGUUUCCAAAUAUGGUUUCCUCUCUAUAUACAGUUGAAAUCAUAAAUUUACACUUGCAACCAGAAGUUUACUUACACGACAGUAUAUAAAAGGAGGGGUGGGAUGUGAUAAAAAAAUGAAUUAGAAGCUUUCUAAUUAAUUAAUCUCGAUUUAUCGCAUUUUGAUUGUAUAUCAGUAUUCAUUCAAAAAAGCAACAUGAUUUACUUUAAAUGGAUUUUAGUGAAUGACUGAAUCCAAUAAUUGACACUAUUGUAUAUUGUUUUCAAUACAAAACAGUAGAAAAAUGUAGAGAAAAUGUCCCUGGCCAAAAUUAAAUACAUUUUAAAGUUUAAGUGCCAAAAGUCAAUGUUUUGGAGUGGCCAUCCCAACGCCCUGAUCUCAAUCCUAUUGAAAAUUUAUGGACAGACCUGAAAAGGCAAGUGCGAGCAAGGUGGCCUACGAACCUGGCUCAGUUACACCAGUUCUGUCAGGAGGAAUGGGCCAAAAUUCCUGCCAACUAUCGUGAGAAGCAUGUGGAAGGAUAUCCAAAACGUUUGACCCAAGUCAUAAAGUUUAAAGGCAAUGGUACCAAAUACUAAUGAAAUGUAUAUUAACUUCGGAAUUUGAAGAAAGUAACGAAAAAUUGUUUAAAAGUCCUGUAUUUUGCCAAACCAACGUUUUGUAGUAAGGGAUGGGAUCUAAUAUUGUCUCUAUAUGCCUUCAUAAAGUGUGAAAUAUGAGUUAAAAUUGUCCACGCAUUCCUGAGCUCCAGACGUUUUUCUGCCAAGAUGCCUGAAAUCAGGUUAUUCGAAUUUCUCCAGCUUAUCUAGUCACUAGCAAAGAUCUCCGCCUACCUCUCCGCUCCCGAGCCAGCGCUGUCAACAUACUGUAACAAACACGUGUGCUCUCACAAGUGGGUUUUCUACACGGAGGAAACCAAUCACAGGAAAGGGGGCGGUCUUAGCCAAAUAUGGACAAAGCGGUUAUAAAACUGCAUCAAACAGAAGUAGCUGUCAGAGGGUCCAUGUUAGAGAGUCACUCCAUGGAGAUCUAAAAAGCCAAAAUAUGGGACCUGUAAAAAAAAAAUUCUCUUAUUGUUCUGGCAUUUAGCAAAUAGAAAUCAUUUUGGUCGUCCUAAUUGACAUAAAACUGGAAACAUUUAGUCUGAGUUCAUGUCAGACAGUGAGAAAAAAAGUAUAAAGUAUGUGUCUUUUUAUAUAAUGUAUGUAAACAUCUGGUUUCAACUGAUACAUACAGUAAGUCCAGACUCUGGCUUCAUGGAGUCAAAGACACGUGGUACGUUUCAGCAUAACGAGAGCUCUUCCAAACAAGUCCGCCCCCAUUGUUCCCACUGGCUAUGAGAAGGUUAGCAAAGUAAUCCCAGUCUUAGCCGCCAGACAAUAUGCUUGUCAUCUGAUUACAUUGCGGGUCCCCCACCCAGGGGAAGACAUGCAACUACACCCUGCCUGUCUGGAACAAAGUGUUUAUGGUGUCUUGACAGGAAAGAUGACAAUUCAGGAGUUAUUAGCAUGGAGAUCUAGCAUCGGGCUAAGGAAUUUGUGGUUUGGGAAAUUUUAUCUCAUGGUAAUCCUUCUGAUGUUUGUUUCAUACAGGUAAUAUUUGCAGAUGAGAGGCGGUAAAGUGUCUCCUAAUUUGUGUUUAGUUGUAGCAAUCCUUCCUGGCAGUAAAUAUUAUACAUUUGGAAAGCCUCUUACCCUAUUACCCUUUAAAAUAGUGCCAGAUUUGUAAGAAACAUCCAUUUGUGGGAUGACCAGCUGAGCCAGGUGUGUGCAUUGUGCCCAUGAAAAAAUGGCCAAUCUUCUCUGCCAAUACAAACAAUUUAUUUUGCUGUCGCCAUUGAGUCUUGUUUGGUAUUUGGUGGAUUGGACAAUUGAAGAUUAAAGUUUGAAAUAACAAAAAAUAAUGGCAAUUCCACAAUUUAUUCAUUUAACAAUAAGGAACCUCAGUAGGGUAUGGAGAAAGCAUACACAGCCAGAACCACUUUGCGGGAUCCCAUUCCCAACAUUUGCCAUUUAAAAAGGUAAUAAACAGGCUUUUCCAAUGGUAUAAGAUGUAUUACCAAGAGGAUAAUGACAUUCUUCUUGUAAAGUGAUUUUCUUUUUCCUAACAUGACUUUAUUCUCUUUAAAGGAUUUUUUUCCCCCUGUAUGACAUUAUGACUGUUCUCGUAAAAUAUGUUGUUGUGAUUAAACUGUUGUGCAACCAG
Messenger RNA from Phyllopteryx taeniolatus (common seadragon), 4894 nucleotides. RefSeq names its product BTB/POZ domain-containing protein kctd15. The record is from RefSeq and is a predicted model, not a curated record. Gene Ontology annotation, molecular function: protein binding. The coding region runs from base 249 to 1028 and encodes 259 amino acids. NCBI's taxonomy places the organism in Eukaryota, Metazoa, Chordata, Actinopteri, Syngnathiformes, Syngnathidae. The transcript has 5 exons. Gene Ontology annotation, biological process: protein homooligomerization.